This is a messenger RNA of Gossypium raimondii (Peruvian cotton), 2406 nucleotides long. Its product is annotated as pentatricopeptide repeat-containing protein At5g13270, chloroplastic. The transcript has a single exon. Gene Ontology annotation, molecular function: RNA binding; zinc ion binding; protein binding. Lineage: Eukaryota; Viridiplantae; Streptophyta; Magnoliopsida; Malvales; Malvaceae. The coding region runs from base 20 to 2278 and encodes 752 amino acids. Gene Ontology annotation, biological process: RNA modification. The record is from RefSeq and is a predicted model, not a curated record.
UUCUGGGGAAAAAAUUUACAUGGCCAGCCCUUCCUUGCCGCCUUCCGUUCCUUCGCAAACAGCAGCAGCAGCAGCUCGCUUUGCUCGAAUACCUUCAUCGGUAUCUCUCAAAAGCACCUCUUCUUCAUUUAAAAUCCCCCAUGGCCAACAACAGCAGGGUCAGCUCGAGAACCUGCACUUGGUUUCAUUGUCUAAGCAAGGGAAACUCAAAGAGGCUCGUGAUUUCCUCAAACAAAUGGACGAAGCCGGCGUUCUCGUCAACUCCCAUUCCUACGAAUCACUUCUUGAAGCCUGCGGCAAAAUGGCUUCUUUAUCGGACGGCAGAUUGAUUCACCGGCGUUUGGGGAACCCAUCUAGGUACCUCGAGAAUUGUGUUUUGAAAAUGUAUUGUGCCUGUGAGAGCUUUCGGGAUGCCGAGAAACUGUUCGAUGAAAUGCUUGAAAAAGAUGUGGCGUCUUGGGGUAUACUUAUUUCUGGUUACUCACAGAAAGGAAGGUUAAAGGAAGCUUUUCGGUUAUGUACUCGAAUGGUUGAGUUGGGAAUUGGAUUGAAUUCCACCGUUUUCACCAACCUCUUGAAGAGUCUAUCAGAUCCUUCUGUGUUGGAGAUUGGGGAACAGCUUCAUUCUCUCGUUAUAAGAACUGGGUUAAGCACCAAUGUUUCUGUGAUCACAGCAAUCUCCAAUAUGUACGUGAAAUGCAGGCAGCUACAAAGGGCUAAGCUCGUUUUCGAUCAAAUGGUCGAAACUAACGCCGUGGCUUGGACAGGAUUGAUGAUGGGAUAUACCCGAGCUGGCAAACAGAAAGAUGCAUUGGCAUUGUUUAUUAGAAUGUUAAAGGAAGGUGUCGAAAUGGAUCAGUUCGUGUUUUCAAUCACUCUCAAAGCGUGUUCCGGGUUGGAGUAUCUGAACUUAGGGAGGCAAAUCCAUGGUUACAUUGUUAAACUCGGGUUGGAAUCCGAUGUUUCCGUGGGAACUCCUGUUGUCGAUCUAUACAUCAAAUGCUCGUAUUUUGAUUCGGCUCGUCGUGCUUUCAAGAGGAUAUCCGAACCGAAUGAUGCUUCAUGGAGUGCUAUAAUAACUGGCUAUUGCCAAAUUGGUGAAUUUGAGAAAUCAUUGCAGAUUUUUAGAUCAUUAAGACUCAAAGAUAUGGCUAUGAAUUCAUUUAUAUAUACUAGCAUAAUCCAAGCAUGUUCAGCUCUUGCAGAUUAUAACAUGGGAGCUCAAGCUCAUGCAGAUGCAAUAAAAAGGGGUUUAGUUUCAUAUGUUCAUGGAGAGAGUGCAAUGAUUACUUUCUAUUCGAAAUGUGGUAGGUUGGAUUAUGCGAAUCAAGCCUUCGAGUCUAUAGAUGAACCCGAUACCGUGGCUUGGACCGCGAUAAUAUGCGGUCAUGCUUAUCACGGCAAUGCUUCUGAAGCCUUAAAACUUUUCAGGAGGAUGCAGAGCUCAACCGCAAGGCCGAAUGACGUUACGUUCAUUGGGGUUUUAACCGCUUGUAGUCAUUCUGGUUUGGUUACGGAAGCUAAGCUGUAUUUAGAGUCAAUGAGCCGUGAAUAUGGUGUGGAUCCGACUAUUGAUCAUUAUGAUUGUAUGGUUGAUGCAUACGCUCGUGCUGGGUUGCUUCAGGAGGCAUAUGAAUUGGUUAAGAAUAUGCCCUUUGAACCUGAUGCAAUGAGCUGGAAAUGCUUGUUGGGUGGGUGUUGGAUCCACCGGAAUCUCGAACUCGGGGAAAUUGCAGCCGAAAAUCUACUUCAGCUGGACCCUGAUGAUACUGCGGGUUACAUUUUGAUGUUUAACCUAUAUGGUUUGCACGGAAAAUGGGACGAAGCAGCUCGUGUACGAAGCGUGAUGGGUGUAAGAAAGUUGAAAAAGGAACUUAGUUGUAGCUGGAUUACUGUUAAGGGUAAGGUGCAUCGGUUCGUAGUGGGCGAUAAACACCAUCCUCGGACCGAUGACAUUUACAGAAAGUUGAAAGAAUUAAACUGUUCUGUUACGGAUGUCGAAAGCAUCCAUCUAACUGAAGAGGAUGUGUCAUUUGGUUUGCCCGAACGGAAACAGCUGCUAAUGGAGCAUAGCGAGAGGCUUGCCAUAGCAUUUGGGCUCAUAUCGGUACCAAACAAUGUUCCAAUCGUCAUUUUCAAGAAUCUCCGGGCAUGUAAACACUGCCACGAUUUCGCAAAACAUGUAUCGGUGGUUACGGGACACCGAAUCACCAUUAGAGAUUCAUGCAGGUUCCAUCACUUCCACUUGGGGAAAUGCUCUUGCGAUGAUUAUUGGUGAUUCUUGCAAUUACCAUUGUUGGUAAAAGUAUAAUGGAGUCUCAUAUAUUAAGAAUUAGAUUACAUCUUGUCCAAAAUACUUAAAAAAAUGGUCGAUUAGACCUUAUACAUUAGAUCAAAAGGAAAUUU